AUGUCGGACGCUUUGAUCAAUGGCCUGGCCGGAGCUGGCGGCGGAAUCAUCGCCCAGCUCAUCACAUAUCCUCUUCAAACUGUUAAUACUCGUCAACAAACAGAACGUGGAUUGAAGAAGGAAAAGAGCAAGCUCGGAACUAUUGAACAAAUGCUUCAGGUUAUAAAACAUGAAGGAUGGGAACGGUUGUACGGAGGUUUGGCGCCAUCAUUAGCGGGCACAGCAGCAUCUCAGGGUGUUUACUAUUAUUUCUAUCAAAUAUUCAGGAACAAGGCUGAAGCUGCUGCACUUGAACGUAGGAAGAUAGGGGUUGGUGAUGGAUCUGUUGGAAUGCUAUCUUCACUAGUGGUUGCUGCGUUAUCUGGGUGUGUGAAUGUGCUGUUCACAAAUCCUAUAUGGGUAGUUGUUACACGCAUGCAGAAGUCCGAGCCUGGUCCGGAGCUAUUAACUGCUCAAGAUGAAGCAGUCCUUGCUGCAGCUGAGCCUCCUCCCUUUGGGACAACUCACGCGAUCCAGGAAGUUUAUGAUGAAGCUGGAGUUUUGGGUUUCUGGAGAGGUGUAUUCCCGACAUUGAUCAUGGUGAGUAAUCCUUCCAUACAAUUUAUGCUGUAUGAAACUAUGUUGAAGAAGCUGAAGCAAAGACGUGCUUUGAGUAAGAAGGAUAACAGUGGGGUUACUGCUUUAGAGAUAUUUCUUCUUGGUGCUUUGGCGAAACUUGGGGCUACGGUCGUGACUUAUCCUCUUUUAGUUGUGAAGUCGCGGCUUCAAGCAAAACAGGUUACAACUGGUGACAAAAGGCAUCAUUAUAAAGGCACGUCAGACGCUAUACUAAAGAUGAUUCGCUAUGAAGGAUUAUAUGGGUUUUACAAAGGGAUGGGAACAAAAAUAGUACAAAGUGUACUUGCGGCUGCUGUUCUGUUCAUGAUUAAGGAAGAGCUUGUUAGGGGUGCUCGGUUCUUGCUCACUAACAAAGUGAAAUCAAAGCCUCCAUAG
Prunus armeniaca (apricot) is the source of this 993-nucleotide messenger RNA. Lineage: Eukaryota; Viridiplantae; Streptophyta; Magnoliopsida; Rosales; Rosaceae. The record is from the annotation of a GenBank genome assembly.